AUGGAUGAUGCUUAUUCCCAUCAAGCCUCAACUCCUUCGGACAGACAUCACAAAUCUAAAUUGGAAACCAUGAGAAACGAGAACAUGAACUUUGUUGACUCAAACGACGUGAUAGUGGAAUACUACAAAAAUUAAUAAGCAAGUGGAUUGGAUAGAUAUUUUCUGGAAAUCGAAUAAUGGCUGGAAGAAGAUAAGACUCUUCAUACUAACACACCCUUAGUUCUCGAAGCAGAUGAUGGGAUUGGGAAGAAAACUCUUUUAGUGAAAUGGAUGGAAUAUCAUGCCAGGAAUAAGAAAGGGCGAUAUCCUGAUUUUAUCAUUCCUCAUUUUGCCACAUAAUCGGGCAAAAAUAGCAAUUAUUAUUAUGCCAUCUAUAGAAUCCUUAUUAAAUUGAGAGAAGCACUCAACAUCAAAUAGAAGGUGGAGCUGCUAGAAGAGAAGCUAAGAAGAUAUUUCCAAUAUUGGCUAGAAAUUUGUAGUAGAUAAUUAGAUUAACAAAUUAUUAACGGAGCCCAAAUCAUUUAUGACAAGGUUAUUUUAGUUUUUGAAGGGAUAGAUAAUUUCAGAGAGUUACUGGAUAUGCACCGAGAAGCCAAUGUAAAUUUUUGGUUGCCAAAGUAUUUCCCAACCAACAUCAAAGUCAUUGUAACUGCUGAACGGUAGUCAGCCUCGAUGAGAUUGUUGAAACCUGAUUGUCAAGUGAUACCCAUAGUGUCUGAUAAAACAGUCAUGAAAUAGACAGUCAAUCAUCAUUUGGGGAAACAUCUACUCAUUUAAAAUCCUUAAAAUCUGUUGGAUAUAUUCAUUCAGUUAAGUUAUAAAGUGAGAAAUCAACCAGUUUUUGUGAGAUCCUACUUUUCUGUCUUCAUUCCAUAUCCUUCAGAGGGAGUAGUCGAAGAAAAUGAAAUUGAUUAAAGAAUUGUUGAAUAAAUACUGUAACCAUUAAAGUUGGAAUAUUUCAUAUCUAUGAAGGUAAUUGAGGAUCUGUUUGCAUUUCAAUUGGAUUACUUUUCGAAAGCCAAUAUAAUGGAGGUUGCUAAAUUUAGAAAAGUCUUAUUAGAUUGA
Molecule: messenger RNA, 1065 nt
Organism: Paramecium tetraurelia
Lineage: Eukaryota; Ciliophora; Oligohymenophorea; Peniculida; Parameciidae
Exons: 7
Source: RefSeq, a predicted model, not a curated record